This is a messenger RNA of Paramecium primaurelia, 246 nucleotides long. The record is from the annotation of a GenBank genome assembly. NCBI's taxonomy places the organism in Eukaryota, Ciliophora, Oligohymenophorea, Peniculida, Parameciidae.
AUGGCACUCCUCACAAUUAAUAAAGGAUCAAAUUUCUAAAGUAGAGUAGGAGGAUUAAUAUCAGUUGUUUUAGGCAGCUUAAGUCUUGCAAAUGCUUUAUGUAUAUUAGUUUUGUGGACUAAAAAUAAUAUGCCAUCUAAUAUUAACACUAAAAAAUAAACAACGGGAUAUGUUGAAUUUAAAUGGUCUGAAUCCUCAAUUUUCUUAUUGUUAUAGGAUUUUACUUCAUUUGCUGAUCCUUUUUGA